AUGCUUCGCCCAGACCCUGCCCAAACCAUGGCGAACCAGAUCUCUGUCACAAAGCAAACUGUGACCAGUGAGCGCACGGCUGGGGCCAGUCACCGGCGCCGCAAGCAGGAUGCCAACUUCCUGUGCCCAGUGCCUGGGUGUGGCAGCACGUUUACGAGGAGUUUCAAUCUGAAAGGUCAUAUGCGUUCACACAAUGAAGAGCGGCCAUUCCAGUGCAAAUGGCCGGGAUGCGGCAAAGGGUUCGCAAGGCAGCACGAUUGCAAGCGACACGAACAGCUUCAUUCGAAUUAUCGCCCGUUCACGUGCGAUGGCUGUAAUAAGACCUUUGCACGAAUGGAUGCCCUGAACAGACAUUGUAAGUGCUGUGUCUUCUUCAUGCAUGACACAUUGCUUAUCGAAUUUCCUUUAGUGCGUUCUGAGGGCGGUGCUGACUGUCAACGAAUUCUCGAUGCUGCAAAGCAAGAGAGUGACCAUGGCCCUGUACCCAAGACGGAGGAAAAUGGGUGGACCAGCAUGAGUGUCAUGGUAUAA
Molecule: messenger RNA, 531 nt
Organism: Suillus fuscotomentosus
Lineage: Eukaryota; Fungi; Basidiomycota; Agaricomycetes; Boletales; Suillaceae
Exons: 2
Coding region: 1-531 (176 amino acids)
Biological process (GO): regulation of transcription by RNA polymerase II
Molecular function (GO): RNA polymerase II cis-regulatory region sequence-specific DNA binding; DNA-binding transcription factor activity, RNA polymerase II-specific
Source: RefSeq, a predicted model, not a curated record